Messenger RNA from Varroa destructor (honeybee mite), 967 nucleotides. RefSeq names its product histone H2B. The record is from RefSeq and is a predicted model, not a curated record. Lineage: Eukaryota; Metazoa; Arthropoda; Arachnida; Mesostigmata; Varroidae. Gene Ontology annotation, cellular component: nucleosome. Gene Ontology annotation, molecular function: DNA binding; protein heterodimerization activity; structural constituent of chromatin.
AUGUCUGGUCGCGGAAAGGGAGGAAAGUCAAAAACGAAGGCUAAGACCAGGUCUUCGCGGGCAGGACUUCAGUUCCCCGUCGGUCGUAUCCAUCGUCUGCUUCGCAAGGGCAACUAUGCUGAGCGAGUUGGAGCGGGCGCCCCUGUGUACCUAGCUGCCGUUCUUGAGUACCUUGCUGCUGAGGUCCUUGAGUUGGCCGGUAACGCUGCUCGUGACAACAAAAAGACUAGGAUUAUCCCCCGUCACCUUCAGUUAGCUAUCCGUAACGACGAGGAGUUGAACAAGCUUCUUUCAGGAGUGACCAUUGCCCAGGGUGGCGUCCUACCCAAUAUCCAGGCUGUCCUCCUCCCCAAGAAGACCGAGAAGGCGCCUGCACCGUCCGGAAAGGCUGUUAAGAAGGCCGGGAAGGCCCAGAAGAACGUCCGUGCUACGGACAAAAAAAAGAAGAAGCGUAGAAGGAAGGAGUCCUUUUCUAUCUACAUUUACAAGGUCCUUAAGCAAGUCCACCCCGACACCGGUAUCUCGUCGAAGGCCAUGUCGAUUAUGAACUCAUUCGUAAACGACAUUUUCGAGAGAAUCGCUGCCGAGGCCUCCCGUCUCUCGCACUACAACAAGAGAUCGACCAUCACCUCUCGGGAGGUUCAGACCGCCGUCAGGCUACUGCUCCCUGGUGAGUUGGCCAAACACGCCGUGUCUGAGGGAACCAAAGCUGUCACCAAGUACACUUCCUCCAAGUAAUUUCUCCACUACACAUAUAUGCCUUCGGGCAUCACCAAAAAACGGCCCUUUUCAGGGCCACCAAAUUAUGAAAGAUCAAUUACUUAGGCAGAAUCGUCACAUGUAGCUGCUAUAAUUUUGCGUUUCAUCCUAUAGCUUAUCGUACUCAUCUAUGAGGCGUAUUAUCAGCGUUACCAUAGUUACCAGUUGUUUCACUACCACUUACUUGAAUACAAUCAAAAGUUAUAUC